AUGAUUGUGUUUUUGCUCCUGCUGUGUCUUGCGGAUAGGGCACUCUCGCAGAUACGCUACUCAGUACCAGAGGAAGCGGAACAUGGCACGUUCGUGGGAAAUAUUGCAGAGGAUUUGGGACUGGACCUCACGAAACUUGCCUCCCGCCGAUUUCAAACCGUGCCCAGCUCCCGGACACCUUACUUGGAGGUAAACCUGGAGAACGGAGUGCUGUUCGUGAACGAGAAAAUCGACCGUGAACGAAUUUGCAAACAGAGUGCGAACUGCCUUCUGCACCUUGAGGUGUUCUUGGAAAACCCGCUAGAGCUUUUCCGAGUAGAGAUUGAAGUUGUUGACAUCAAUGACAAUCCACCCAGUUUCCCAGAGACCGACAUCACCGUGGAAAUAUCUGAAAGUGCGACGCCCGGUACUCGCUUCCCCCUCGAGAGCGCUUUUGAUCCGGAUGUCGGCAGUAACGCGCUGCGUACAUACGAUAUCACCACUAACAACUAUUUUUACCUGGAUGUGCAGACGCAAACCGACGGCAACAAAUUCGCUGAGCUCGUUUUGGAGAAGCCACUGGACCGAGAGCAGCAGGCAGUGCACCGAUAUGUGCUGACCGCAGUGGAUGGUGGCCAACCUCCACGGACCGGCACCGCACUGCUUGUGGUGAAAGUGCUUGACUCGAACGAUAACGUGCCCGUGUUUGACCAACCUGUGUACUCGGUGAGUUUGGCCGAGAACGCCCCCGUGGGUACGUUAGUGAUUCAGCUGAAUGCAACCGACUUGGACGAGGGUCAAAACGGAGAGGUCAUCUAUUCUUUCAGUAACCACAUCUCCGGCAGGGUCAAAGAGCUGUUCGACAUUGACGCACGAACCGGUCGCAUCGAGGUGAGAGGCGAAGUGGACUUUGAGGAGAGUAGCCUCUAUCAAAUUUAUGUUCAGGCAAAAGAUAUGGGACCCAAUGCCGUUCCAGCACAUUGUAAAGUUUUGGUAAAAGUCACUGAUGUGAAUGACAACGCACCGGAGAUAAUCUUCAGCACCGUAACAGAAUCUGUGAGUGAAAAUGCAGCCCCGGGCACUGUCAUCGCGCUGCUCAGCGUGACUGAUAAAGACUCAGAAGAAAACGGACAGAUUCAUGUGGAAAUACUCGGUGAUGUGCCGUUUAAAUUGAAAACCUCCUUCAGAAACUAUUAUACAAUAGUCACAGACGGUCCUUUGAAUAGAGAGAGCGCCGAGUCUUACACAGUGACUGUGGUUGCAAGAGAUAAAGGAAUCCCAUCUCUUGCCACAAGCAAAUCAAUUAAAGUUCACGUGUCCGAUGAGAAUGACAAUGCGCCGACGUUUACGCAGCCCAUAUACGACGUGUAUGUGACCGAAAACAAUGUUCCCGGUGCUUAUAUUUACGCCGUGAGUGCGCUGGACCCUGACGUCGGACAGAAUGCUUAUAUAACUUACUCCAUAGUGGAGUGUGAGAUCCAGGGUAUGUCUGUGGUCACUUAUGUGUCAAUCAAUUCGGAGAAUGGCUACCUCUACGCGCUCAGAUCUUUCGAUUAUGAGCAGCUUAAAGACUUCAGCUUCAUGGUACAGGCGCGAGACUCAGGUAACCCUGAGCUCUCAUCCAACGCCACUGUCAACGUCAUCAUAGUGGACCAGAAUGACAACCCACCGACCGUGAUUGCUCCCUUAGGUAAAAAUGGUACAGCAAGAGAGCCUCUGCCCCGCUCAGCUGAACCUGGCUAUUUAGUGACUCGUAUCGUUGCUAUGGACGCAGAUGACGGAGAGAAUGCUCGAUUGUCCUACAGUAUCCAGAGGGGCAAUGAGAACGGGAUGUUCCGUAUGGACUGGCGCACAGGUGAGCUGCGCACGGCGCGGCGGGUGUCCGCGAAAAGAGACCCUCAGCAGCUCUACGAACUGCUUAUCGAGGUACGGGAUCAUGGACAACCGCCCAUGUCCUGUAGCGCGACUGUACAGGUUAUGCUGGUGGAUAGCCUAGUGGAAGGCCACAGUGGAGAGCGUGGCUCAGCUAAGGCCAAGGACGCCUCUCUCGACCUUACACUCAUUCUCAUCAUAGCACUUGGAUCUGUCUCCUUCAUCUUCCUACUCGCUAUGAUUAUACUUGCAGUGCGUUGUCAGAAGGACAAAAAACUUAAUAUAUAUAGCACGUGCUUAGCCAGUGACUGUUGCUGUCUCCUUGGUUGCGGCUCGUGCAAUGGUGGAAGUGGCUGCUGCGGCAGGCAAGCCCGAGCAGCCCGCAAGAAGAAGAAGUUAAGUAAAUCGGACAUUAUGCUCGUGCAGAGUACUAACACUGCCAACGUCAGUGUGGCGAGCACUGCACAAGUCCCCGUUGAGGAGUCUGGGAGUUUUGGUUCUCUCCACCAGAGUCAGAAUUACUGCUACCAGGUCUGUCUGACCCCUGAGUCGGCCAAAACUGACCUCAUGUUCCUAAAGGCCUGCAGCCCGGCACGCAGUACCGACACCGAGCACAACCCCUGCGGGGCCAUAGUCACCGGCUACACUGACCAGCAGCAGCCCGACAUCAUAUCCAAUGGCAGUCUGCUUUCCAACGAAACUAAACACCAGCGAGCGGAACUUAGUUACCUGGUGGACAGACCCAGGCGCGUGAACAGCUCGGCCUUCCAGGAGGCGGAUAUAGUGAGCUCUAAAGACAGUGGGCACGGGGACAGCGAACAGGGCGACAGCGACCAUGACGCUAUGCAUCGUGGCCACUCCUCGGGAGCAGACCUGUUCUCUAACUGCACGGAAGAAUGUAAGGCGCUGGGCCAUUCCGACCGCUGCUGGAUGCCCACCUUCGUGCCCACCGAAGCCCGACAGGGGGCAGAUUACCGUAGCAACCUGCACGUGCCCGGCAUGGACUCGGUGCCAGACUCUGAGGUAUUUGAUGUGGAGGCGCCAGCGGGCGACCAGUCAUUCUCCACUUUUGGCAAAGAGAAACCACUCCAUCCAACUCAGACGCACCUCCACCACCUCCACCACAACCACCACCUCCACCACGCCUCCACGCUAGAGAGGAAAGAAUACGAUGCACUUCUGUGUAGCUCUCGUGCGCCUUACAAAGCCACUUGUCUGUCGCGGAAAAGGAUAUGUUAG
This is a messenger RNA of Chanos chanos (milkfish), 3090 nucleotides long. It is a transcript of the gene pcdh10b, whose product is annotated as protocadherin 10b. NCBI's taxonomy places the organism in Eukaryota, Metazoa, Chordata, Actinopteri, Gonorynchiformes, Chanidae. The transcript is spliced from 5 exons. Gene Ontology annotation, cellular component: plasma membrane. Gene Ontology annotation, biological process: homophilic cell-cell adhesion. Gene Ontology annotation, molecular function: calcium ion binding. Bases 1 to 3090 code for a protein of 1029 amino acids. The record is from RefSeq and is a predicted model, not a curated record.